Botrytis deweyae is the source of this 291-nucleotide messenger RNA. RefSeq lists its product as uncharacterized. Lineage: Eukaryota; Fungi; Ascomycota; Leotiomycetes; Helotiales; Sclerotiniaceae. The transcript has 2 exons. The record is from RefSeq and is a predicted model, not a curated record. Bases 1 to 291 code for a protein of 96 amino acids.
AUGCUAUCAAAGCAAACCAAAGUACCAAAAUACACAGAUAUUCCAUCCAUCCCAGAAAUCCAAUCACAAAAAAGACCCAGACCCAUGGAAUCAAAGGUUGUAUGGCUCGGAAGAAAUUUGUGGCCGCAAGCCCAGAAGACGAAAGGUGUGAGGAGGGGCACUGAGAUGGAGAGAAUCAGGCUGUUCGACAUAAUGAGGUUUUGGCUGGAGUUGCCAGUGACACAGCCAGAUUCCAUGUUGCUUUUGGCUAAAUUGCCAAAUGUGUACUUGCUGCAACGUUUUGAAUCGUAG